Molecule: messenger RNA, 2158 nt
Organism: Microplitis demolitor
Lineage: Eukaryota; Metazoa; Arthropoda; Insecta; Hymenoptera; Braconidae
Gene: Dbp73D
Product: probable ATP-dependent RNA helicase Dbp73D
Exons: 6
Coding region: 206-2095 (629 amino acids)
Cellular component (GO): nucleus
Molecular function (GO): ATP binding; nucleic acid binding
Source: RefSeq, a predicted model, not a curated record
AUGCAAAUAAACAUUUGGUUUUAUUCUGCGCCGCUUUUGUGCGCAGAUACCUUCAUAUGUUUAAUUUGUUCAAUUGCUAUAUGGUCUAUUAUAUAUAGAUACUUACAAGAAUAUUUAAAGGUUAUAUUUAUAAAUUCAUGUCUAAAACGUGGGUUUGUUUAUAUAUUACAACCGACAUAUAAAAUAAAAUAUAUAGUUAAAUAAAAUGUCUUUAUUUGAAGUCAGGCGUUAUGAUGAAGAAAAUGAACAAGAACCAAAAUCAUAUGACCACUUAUCAGAAUUAUAUAAAUUAAUUGAAGAGAGAAAGCAGCAACGUCUUAAUAAUAAUAAAAAUAAUAAUGAAAAUGAUAGCAAUAAUGAUAAUAAAAAAAAAUUACAAAAGAAACGUAAAAGAAAAUCAGAUGUUGGAAUUCCUAAUGAAAAUAGUGAAAUUGCAAAUAAUAAUGUCAAUGACAAUGAUAAUAAUAACGAUAAUGUUAAUGAUAAUGAAAAUACUGUUGAUGAAAGUAAACACAAGCAAGAUUUCAUGAUUCUUGGAGUAAAUGCCAGUAAAAAAAAAGCUAAAGUGACACGUGUGUUGCCUAAAUGGCUGACACAUCCAGAAAUAAUAUCAGCUGACUUAAAUAAUGGUCCUGAGUUGGAUGAUAACAUAAAAGAGUCAUUAAAUUUUGAUGAUCAGAUGAUGAAAACGUUACAGGACAAUGGAAUUAAAAAAUUAUUUCCUGUACAGUUGAAUGUGAUUAAAUGGAUGCUUAAAUGCAAUGAGUAUCGGCGGAUGGGCUGGUGGCCACGUGAUACAUGUGUGUCAGCACCUACUGGAAGUGGUAAAACUCUAGCUUACGUCUUACCAAUAAUUCAACAGUUAAAGAACAAUUUAAUAACUAAAGUACGCUGUCUAAUUGUCUUGCCAGUCCAAGAAUUAGCAGCCCAAGUUUACAAAGUAAUGAUCACUUACUGCAAGAAUACAAAUCUUAGAGUCGCUUUGAUUACCGGCGCAUCAUCUAUGGAAAUUGAGCAAACGAACCUCGUCAAAAAAACACAAAAUGGUGAUUUGAUAAGUCGUGUGGACAUUGUGAUAUCAACACCAGGGCGUUUGAUAGACCAUAUUGAAAAAACAAAAGGAUUUACAUUAAAUUAUCUUGAAUAUUUAGUUAUUGAUGAGGCUGAUCGUUCAACAGACUGGUUAAAAUAUAUUCCACACCCCCAUUAUAACAUUCCUUCGUUAACUAUAAAAAAUAUACAGUCAUGUUCGAUACCACCAGCGCAAAAAUUAUUAUUCAGUGCAACUUUAUCCCAAGACCCGGAAAAAUUGAGCCGAUUAAAUUUAUUCCAGCCGAUAUUAUUUACUUCCGUUGUCUUGAAGAAUCAUGACAAUGAUGAAGACAUUGAUCUAGAUAACGAAUGUGGUGAAUUUUUGGGUAAAUAUACUAGUCCUACAGAGUUGACUGAACGUUCUUUUGAAUGUUCGCCUGAAUACAAACCGAUUGCCGCCUGGAAAUUGAUAACCGACAAUGAAAAGAGAAAGAAGACGCUGAUUUUUACCAACUCUGGCAAUUCUGCCCAUCGUCUUGCGCUUUUAUUGAGUUUUAUGCUGGCUGAUAAAAAUAUUUGUGUCGACGAAUUGUCUUCGCAGAUGACGCCUAAGCAGCGGGGCGAAGUUCUAGAUAAAUUUAGUAAAGCGGACUCAGGAGUACUUGUAAGUUCUGAUGCAUUAGCACGCGGUGUUGACAUACCAAAUGUGACAGUGAUUUCUUACGAUUUACCAAAAAAUAUAAAAGGUUACAUCCAUCGAUCCGGACGAACUGGACGUGCUGGUAAAUUAGGAACAGCUAUAUCUAUAUUAACUUGUAAUCAAAUCCCAGCAUUUAAGCGAAUGCUCGCGUCAGCACACAAAGUUGUCCCGACAAUUGAAAAGUUUGAGUCAUUAGAAACUAUUGCCGAAGAUAUAAAUUACAUUGAUCAAUUGAGUAAACUAAAAGAAAUCAUCAGUAAAGAAGAAAUUAAAAAUAAUAAAGUAACUAAGAGUAAUGAUAAAAAAACUAAAAGAAAAUUUAGUAAUGAUAAUACUAAAUCUAAACGACAAUGUAAGGAAUAAAUUUAAGUUUUUUUAUUUUUUGAUCAUGUAUGUGAUUAAAUUAUUAAUAAAAAUAAAAAUUUA